This is a messenger RNA of Varroa destructor (honeybee mite), 5032 nucleotides long. RefSeq names its product DNA replication helicase/nuclease 2 (gene Dna2). Gene Ontology annotation, biological process: replication fork reversal. The record is from RefSeq and is a predicted model, not a curated record. Gene Ontology annotation, cellular component: cytoplasm. Gene Ontology annotation, molecular function: single-stranded DNA helicase activity; 5'-flap endonuclease activity. NCBI's taxonomy places the organism in Eukaryota, Metazoa, Arthropoda, Arachnida, Mesostigmata, Varroidae.
UUCAGCUUUUGUUCUUGAGAACAGUUGUGUAACACAGAAGGUUCCUUAAUGAGGCACGCUCAUCAUUAUUAGUGGUCCCUCCGGGUUAGCAAACAGGCAACUGAAUCUAUUCGAGUAUAAUUGUGAUUUGUCCGGUGGCCUGAACUUGUAGCUGUAUUCCUGUAUCUAUCAAGACCACCAUAUUGGAUCUAUUAAAGCGAAGCAUUAGAAAUUCAUCAUAUGUGACUAAGGCUAAUGCUUAUAGCUACAAACGGUCGUGUGAUAUUUCCCAAAAUGACUUCAAGGACCAAUAAGGGUUUGACCAAGGGCCAAAAAACCCUGGAUUAUUUUUUUAGUUCGAGAGCUGCGUCUGAAGACAGCAACACCACUCGGGCUUCUGCAAAUUUGGGCUUGAAUGCUGUAAACGUGGCAACAAAAGCCAUAAAGAGAAAUCGUCAGGAGGACAGUCCCGAAAAGCAGGCGGAGGCCAGUUGGGCAAACACACGAAAACGAAAUAAUAAAUUCAUUGGAUUGCAGCGGGACAAUCCCAUCAACCUUAAUGACACUUUACAGAUACCUUCAAAUAUAGGGUCAACGGCUAUACCCAAAUCUAUCUUCAUUUCUUCUACGAGCUCUAGUGAGAUUGACAGCCACGCGACCGCAGCGCCAGAAAGACCGGCACCAAGAAUCCACGAUGGCCCUAAAUCGCCCAUAAAGGUUGUCCAUAAACUUCCCCGAUUGAACAUCGUCGACGAUCCUGCCCCAAAACCACUUCAGCCGCGAUAUAUUGAAGUGCCAAAACACAAGGCUCGUGUCAUGCAAAAACUUGAGGCAGCGGUAACUAAACAAUUUGUAUCAAAAAGUCCACCUCCUAAAUUCGUUGCAACGAGUGUAAAGAUGAUGUACGGUAAAGUCAACAAGGACAACACUUAUGCGAACAAGAGCAAAAACAGCAUUCGCAAUGAAGAUCGAUGCAAACAAACAUGUGACACUAAUGGAAACAUUGACAAUGUUCAUCUGAAUGGAAAUGACAGUGACCCUCUCACGGCUGACCGCAAAAGUCCGGACAAACAUCGCACUUCAUCAGAGCUUAAGGAUGAACAGGAUGAAAACACAGACCUACAACCGAUCGUCGAACAUAAAUCGCCUAUUGCAUCACAGUCAGUCGUAGUUUCGCCCGGAAAAGUAGUACAAGCUGCUGACGAUCUAGUUAGUAAGAGUCCGUUACGUCUUCAAAACGGCACUACUACAGUUCUUUUUAGUAGCGAACGGAUUACAAAUCACGGCAUAAUGGAUGUAAAGACGGACGAUGCCGAGGAUUCAUACGACUCGGACGAUCUUUUCGAUAAUGUAACAUCGCCUGUAAAAAAUGCAGUCAAGAUGACCAUCAAGGAGAACGUACCGGACGUGCAACAUGUCAAACCACGUCGGGGCGUGUUAACGUUAACAGUUGAGCGCUUUGUAGAAAACUUUGAGAGUAAACCUAGCGCUAACCUUUUGGUAGGCCGAAUCCUGACUCUGGACACAGAAAAGGGGCAGAAAGAUCAAGAUACCAUCUUCGACGCCAACGGACUAAUGAACAAGGAAAACGCCGCUGGCAUUUAUACAGAUGAUAUCGUGUAUGUUAUUCUAGGGGGAAGUUGGGCCUCUGAACGGUUUGAGCCCGGCAUUGAGGUAUCAGUAUUUGCAUGGUUUCGCGGUUCAGUAUGCCGCAUAGACGCAACGUCCGGUGGCCUAGUAGUCUGUCAGCCGGAUGUCCUUCUCUCUGUUACAACUGUUACUUCCGGCCUUUUUUGUCCUCGCAAGGCCCUUCUUCAACAAAAGUUCAGGAAGUUGGACGGUCUGAACGCCAAUAUGUUAGUAGGGACGGUGGCCCACCAAGUAUUUCAAAGGGCGGUGAGCGAAAAACUACAACGUUCAGAGAUUGUCGCAGUGACGGAGGAGAUUUUAUCACGUUCAUCAAUUCUUCAUGACAUUUACCUCCUCGGAACGGCGCCUCACGAGAUCAAAGCACACGUACUCCAGAUGGUUCCUCAUAUUCUGAGUUUCAUUCGCGGGAACUGUCCAGGAGGUCGCAAGGAUUUUCGGGUUCGUGAGGUUGUGGAUAUUGAAGAAAACCUUUGGUGUCCCCGUCUUGGGUUAAAAGGCAAAGUGGAUAUGACUGUGGAGCUAGAAAUGGCUGCGAACGGAAAUAUUGCUAGACAGGCACCUCUGGAGUUAAAAACAGGCAAGCCGUCCUUCUCUCGGGAGCACAGUGCGCAGGUGCUGCUAUAUACACUCAUGAUGAAUGAGAAAAUGGGAGCUGAGCAUAGGUCGUUACUUCCGGAUAACCCAAAGGCAGUGGGAGCAGCUCCUAGAGACAGCCAGACAGCAGGAAGCUGUGGAGUAGGAGUUCUCACCUACAUUCAGCGUGGAGCUGACAGCGUACUAGUAAAAGCGGACAAAGGAUCGCUGCAAGAAUUAAUACAGCAUCGAAACCGUUUGGCAAAAGCCUGGUGGGCCCUGCAGAAUCCUGAGUUGGAUAUCGACACAAUACGGAUGAGACCAAAUGCGGUAGGGCCAUUCAAAGAGGAAGAACGAUUUUGUGACAACUGCAGCGCUAAUGUAGCGUGUUCGCUCUUUGCCCACAUGAAUAAGGACCUUCCCGAGGGCUCUGUGAGGGCUAAAGUUGCAACUAAAGUCCUUGGGAACCUCAAUGAACAGGAGUUAUCAUAUGCGUGGCAUUGGUUAAUGUUGUUGGACAUCGAGUGCGCCGAGCACGCUCGACAAAAUCCACAGGCGUUUUGGAAAUAUUCGGUAGAGCGCAGAGUUAACAAUGGAACAUGUGUAGCAUCGCUUCGACUGGCCAAUGUUUCAGCGAAGAAGUUCCAGCAGGACAACAGCCAGGUUGAAAUCGACAUAAAUUCGACGAGUAAUUUCGUAUGCCUGGAAGGUCCUCCUGGCAGUGCUAUAAAUCUCGCACCGGGCUCGUAUAUCGCUCUCAGCGAGCAAGAUGUCACCUUCCGAAGGGUCGCAAAUAGGCUUGGUUCCGUCCACGCCGUUGAUGGGAAUGCCAUAUAUCUCGACCUUGACAUUGAUCCAUCAGGAAGCAAAACGCUGUUGGAUCCCAAUAAGAAAUACGUCGUUGACGUGGUAAAUUCUUCGAGUUCAUUUGGGACGGCUUAUGCGAAUCUGAUCAGACUCCUACAGCCCGAGCAAUCGCGUCUACGAAAGAUGGUCGUUGGAAUUUCUAAACCAUCCUUUGAGUUGGUUUACCCUCGAGCAGACAUUGAACGCUGCAUGGACAUUCUUACUGAACUUAACGAAAGUCAGGUUCGCGCUGUGAUUAGGCUGCUGAUGGCUCAAGACUAUCUUCUGCUGCAAGGCAUGCCAGGAACUGGUAAGACAACCAUUAUCGUAGCAGCUAUACGUGUUCUGGUGACGUUAGGACAACGCGUUUUAGUAACAAGCAAUACGCAUAAUGCUCUGGACAAUAUAUUAGAAAAGUUAGUACAUUGUAACGUUGAUUUCGUACGAAUGGGCAAGACGUCACAUCCGAUCGUGCGGCAGAAAACGAAUGAGGCCCAGUUGGCUAAGGCCACUUGCACUGCACAGGUGAAAGAAUUUUACGGGCGGCAACGUGUAUUCGGCUCUACAUGUCUGGGAAUCGCCCAUUCGGUCUUUGAAAAAGAAAGAUUUGACAUGUGUAUCGUUGACGAGGCUUCGCAAGUGUUACAGCCCGUCUGUUUGGGACCGCUGAUGUUGGCUAAGAAGUUCCUUCUAGUGGGCGACCCUAAACAGCUUCCGCCAGUUAUUCAGUCAAAAGAAGCUCGCCGUCUUGGGCUUGAGGAGUGUCUCUUCAAAGGACUUCAACGUGAGGACGGUUCAAACUUGGUCGUUCUAAACCACCAAUAUAGAAUGAACAUCGAGAUUAUGAGACUUUGCAAUAGUUUGGUUUAUCAAGGAGAACUUAGAUGCGGAAACGAUAAGAUUGCUGAGCAGACCCUAUGUUUUGCCGAUAACGUCGAUACCGAUGGGACCGUUGAUAGGAGCGCCCCUAUGAGUCCAUGGGAGCAGCGCUGUGUCUCAGCAGAUUUAUCCGACUCUGUCGUCUUCGUUGACGCCACAGGUGUCUCCGAACAAGAAAGCUCCGGUGGCAGUGGUUUGUCAAACGCUGGGGAAUCGCGCAUUAUACAACGCAUCGUGCAGCUUCUCACGAAUAAAGGUGUUGCUGCAUCAUCAAUUAGUGCUAUAACCCCUUUCAAAAGACAGGUACUUCAGCUGAAGGCCGAUCUUCCAUUGAAAGUGGAAGUAUCCACCGUUGACCGCUAUCAAGGCAAAGAAAAUGAGGUCAUUCUCUUUUCUUGUGUACGAACGCAGCUAACUGCAAAUAUGGAUCAGGAAAUCAUGAACGAUGUUCGGAGGUUGAAUGUCGCUGUAAGCCGUGCUCGUCGCAAGCUCAUCCUGGUCGGUGCUCGCCAAACUGUAGCAAGUUACCCGUCCUGGGAAAAGCUUUUCGCGUCGUUACGACCAGAGAACUUCGUUAGGGUUCAACCCGACAAUUCCUAGCAGCAGUGUAAAUAAAUCCCUGCACCACUGAUAGAACUAUCAUUAUUAUUACUACUACUACUAUUCAACACGACUUGUGCUAAAAUGACGCAACAAGAACGGUCAAUAUCGACGUUAUCUAGCUAGAUGGUCUGCGGUAUCGUUGAACAAGAAACGAAUGUCAUCUGUUCCAUCAGCAAUAUUGCAAACACUGGAAAUAUGCAUCAACAAUAUAUUAGCUUCAGGUAGUAUUGUCACUAAAAUACGUGGAUUACGUAUCCAAAUGGAAAGUAUUUAACUAGAAAAUACCGCAUUUUCUGUCUGAAUGCGUUCUAACUCUUUUCACAUGUCGAACCGAAAUUAGGAUUCGUGUGACAGGGCAUAAAGCAUCCUCGAAAUAUCGUUCCGCUAAUAGAAUGCUCUAGAUCACUUCGGGCGAUAGCCAGAAGUGUUGAUGUGGCGUUUAACAGCCGAAGAAUUACUACGUUUUAUCAUAUCCGAAUAAAUGCGAAUAAAUAUUUCCGUA